AUGCGGGCCAAUGGGAGCCUGCCGUUGACUGCUGAGGUGGUGGCAGCACUUGAGCGGGAGAUGGGUCGUCGCAGCGGGAGCGGAGGGGAAGAGGGGCAUUACUCGGUUCAGUAUGCGAAGCAUAAGCUGAAAGCGAAGCUUCUCAAAGGAAAGACAAUUCGCAGCUGGAUCAGAGAGCUCCAAGUGAUGUGGCGCGACUCAACUGGCACACAGCAUUCGGCGUUCUUCAAGGCGCGAGACGGCAAGGAGCAAGGGAGGGGCAGCAGCGGGUUCAUCGACCGACUGGAGCUUGACGGCUCGCCGGUGGCCCCGCCUCUGUCCGCCGGCUCUUCCAUCACCGGCAGCGGCGGGUUCAAGCUGCUUUUGGCGGAAACGCGGAGCUGCAAGGGGAAGGACCAAGACGAUUUUAUUCUCACGAUCGACAGCCUGGUGGACAUGGGCAUCACGGCACGUUUGGCGCACCCACUCAUGCAAACGGCUACGGAGGCCCAGGCGCAUUUCAAUGUGCACAUCGCCCAGCUCAAUCACACGAGUGGCAUUCACGGUGUGCUGGGUCAGACCUUCACCCAUCUCCCCCCUUGCUGUCGUCCCCUCUUUCCCUCCCUUGAGCAGCACACAAGUGGCAUUCACGGCGUGCUGGGUCAGACCUUCACCCAUCUCCCCCCUUGCUGUCGUCCCCUCUUUCCCUCCAUUGAGCAGCACACGAAUGGCAUUCAUGGUGUGCUGGGUCAGACCUUCCGAGCGGAGGAGUCCCGCAUGGUGCGCUCGCUGCGGUACCGCCUGCUGACCCGCCUGCUGCGCGAGCCGGUGGAGGUGGAGAGCGAGAGUGGCAGGGGAUUCCUGGAUGGGCGCACGGAGGACUAUAUCACCUCGGAUAUUCGCUCCGCGGACUGCAUGUACGCCGCUGCAUGGCGCAGGGGAGAACACGAGAAUAGCGAUGGAAGUGAUUUUAUGUGA
This is a messenger RNA of Closterium sp. Yama58-4, 957 nucleotides long. Lineage: Eukaryota; Viridiplantae; Streptophyta; Zygnematophyceae; Desmidiales; Closteriaceae. The record is from the annotation of a GenBank genome assembly.